Messenger RNA from Entelurus aequoreus (snake pipefish), 5201 nucleotides. RefSeq names its product tetraspanin-5-like. The transcript has 11 exons. Gene Ontology annotation, cellular component: membrane. Gene Ontology annotation, biological process: regulation of vascular endothelial growth factor signaling pathway; protein maturation; protein localization to plasma membrane. NCBI's taxonomy places the organism in Eukaryota, Metazoa, Chordata, Actinopteri, Syngnathiformes, Syngnathidae. The record is from RefSeq and is a predicted model, not a curated record. Bases 300 to 1169 code for a protein of 289 amino acids.
ACCUGCUCGUCGCAAUAUUAUCAGACAAAAAAACGAUGUGGCGAAUAUUCCGCGUUAUUUAGCGUCAAACGGACAUCAUAUGUCGCAUCUCUUUAGAAUCUAGCCCAAUUAUGAUGUAAAUCAGCACUGCUGAUUUAGCAGGAAAGGACAUCGUUGAUUUUAUAAAAAUUCAAUGAUGAACCUACCUGCUCCACAAAGCCCGUAAACUAGCACGGAAGGCCGUUUUUUUUGCCGCUAUUAUUCAUGUUAUCUUAUUCUUACAUUUACGGAUGAUAUCCAGUCGAUGAUGCCUGUUAAACAUGUCGGGGAAUCAAUACAAAGGCCACGAAGUCAGCUGCUGCAUCAAAUACUUCAUUUUUGGAUUCAACAUCCUCUUCUGGUUGCUCGGCAUGGCCUUGGUUGGCAUUGGACUGUGGGCAUGGAGUGAGAAGGGGGUUCUGUCCAACAUUUCGUCCAUUACUGACCUCGGGGGUCUGGACCCGGUGUGGCUCUUCAUGGUGGUGGGGGGAGUUAUGUUCAUUCUGGGUUUUGCAGGAUGCAUCGGAGCCCUGCGGGAAAACACUUUCCUGCUCAAAUUUUUUUCCGUAUUUCUGGGAAUCAUCUUCUUCCUGGAGUUGACCACGGGAAUCCUAGCCUUCGUCUUCAAGGACUGGAUCAAAGACCAGCUCAACUUGUUCAUUAACAACAACGUCCGGGCGUACCGUGACGACAUCGACCUGCAAAACCUUAUUGAUUUCACUCAGGAAUACUGGGAGUGCUGCGGCGCCUUUGGCGCAGACGACUGGAACCUCAACAUUUACUUCAACUGCACCGAUACGAACCCCAGUCGGGAAAAGUGCGGUGUUCCGUUUUCCUGCUGCACCAAGGACCCAGCGGAGGACGUAAUAAACACUCAGUGUGGAUACGACAUCCGAGCAGAACCGGACUCCGAGCAGAAAGACUACAUCAACGUGAAAGGCUGUGUGCCGCAGUUUGAGAAGUGGCUCCAGGACAAUCUCACCUUGGUGGCCGGGAUAUUCAUCGGAGUGGCGUUACUCCAGAUCUUCGGGAUUUGUUUAGCGCAAAACCUCGUCAGCGACAUUGAAGCCGUGCGGGCAAGCUGGGUGCCCCCCACCCUCUCCGUGCGACAACCACAACUGCCCACGAGCAAGAAAGCGUACUAUGCGUGAGACAUUUUUCUUUACCUAAAGAGGAAACAGCACUUUAUUUUGAACAGCGGAUUUUACGAACUCAGCUCCUGGACUUGAGGCCUCCAUGAGGACGUCAAGAGCAGGACGGAUGACUCCACUGCUCACCUACACCGCGACAAGUAUGGAUCCCGAUGCACUACACGCAGAUUGUAACAUGUUUUGAUAUGAAAUGAUCUUCAUGCUGAUAACAUAGUUGUGUUUUUGCCAUUCCACUGUGGAGGAAUUCUUGUGUUUGCCGUACGACUGAAUGCCGUUCAGCGGCGUGGUACGGAUCACUUGCUCUGGUGUGGCAGAGAGUCUAGGGACAAAACACAGUUAACCCUCUUCUACCGUUACUUGUUUGACCUUUUAAACAUUUACAAAUCGAACCAGACCAUUUUGGUAAUAGUCAAUCAGAUCUAUGCCAAUUAAAGAGACUGUGCUACGUUUCCAUUCUGACCUGUUAAGUCAUUGUGUGAUGUGUAUGCACCAGGGCUUGCACAGACCAGUCGGCCUUAAGAGGCACAGUGACGUUUAUUUCCUGACGUCGACUAGUCACACUGACAUUUCCUUGAGACAAUUGUAAUUUGGGCCAGAAAAUCCAAGUAGAGUAGAAAAAGAGAGUUGGACUCGCUUGGAUUUGUCUUCUUUUUCCUGAUUUGUGUGCUUUUAACAUGGCUAAGUAGCAUAUUAUUACGUAUUAUUCAGAAACUCACCCAGUUAGUAGGGUGGUGAAUUUAGAAUUGAUUCUCGAUUCCAAAACAAUUCUUGAUUCAAAACGAUUCUCAAUAUAAAACCAAUACUUUUUAGUAAAAUUACGUGCCAGUUCUACGAUUAACUACAUUCCUUCAUAAAAUAGAGAACAGCUCUGAUCAAUGAUACUUUAAAAAAAAAACAGGUUUUGUUGAAUAAAAUUCUACCCAAACAUUUAAUAAAGUCAAAUACAAAUAAGCAUACUUGCCAACCCUCCCGAUUUUCCCGGGAGACUCACGAAUUUCAGUGCCCCUCCCGAAAAUCUCCCGGGGCAACCAUUCUCCCGAUUUGCACACGGACAACUAUAUUGGGGGCGUGCCUUAAAGGCACUGCCUUUAGUGUCCUCUCUCACCUGAAAAGGAGACUAAUACUAUAUAAAUAAACAUUGAUUGAUUGAUUGAUUAUAUAUGUCUCCGUUAUCCAUAUGUUUAUUUAUAACCCAUAAAGUAGGCAGGCAAGGAGCUAUUUCUCAGCGUGUGUUUAUUCCAGCCGGCACGUUAAUACACUGACACACAACAUCCGGAUUCCCAUCAUGCAUUGCUUCAAAACUACGGCAAGUAGUAAUGUCCAAAAACAUAACAGAGAUGAAGCAGAAGAACGAAGAAGAGACAUGGCGACGACGAGUAAGAAGAAGUACGCUCGCAAGUUCCAAAAUGAUUGGAAAAAGUAAUUCCAGUUCAUCCAGGACAGCUCGAAGGGGAAGGGGUAUGCUGCCUGCACAUUUUGUAGAUCAGACUUCUCCAUUGAACACGGUGGCCGAACGGAUAUAUUUGAAUAAUUUAUUCAUAUAUAUAUAUAUAUAUAUAUAUAUAUAUAUAUAUAUAUAUAUAAUGUGUAUAUAUAUAUAUAUAUAAUGUGUAUAUAUAUAUAUAUAUUAGAGCUGCAACUAACGAUUAAUUUGAUAAUCGAUUAAUCUGUUGAUUAUUACUUCGAUUAAUCGAUUAAUAAUCGGAUAGAAGAGACAAACUACAUUUCUAUCCUAUCCAGUAUUUUAUUGAAAAAACCCAGCAUACUGGCACCAUACUUACUUUGGUUAUUGUUUCUCAGCUGUUUGUAAAUGUUGCAGUUUAUAAAUAAAGGUUUAUUAAAAAAAAAAAAAAAAAAAAAGCCUCUGCGCAUGCGCAUAGCAUAGAUCCAACGAAUCGAUGACUAAAUUAAUCUGCAACUAUUUUUUAUAAUCGAUUUAAUCGAUUAGUUGUUGCAGCCCUAAUAUAUAUAUACAGUAUAUAUAUAUAUGAAAUACUUGAAAAUAUAUACACCCCCCGCUACCCCCAAACUCCAGAAUUCAGAGGUCUCAAGGUUGGCAAGUAUGCAAAUAAGGCAACAGGAAAAGUAUCCAACACUUCUAUUUUCUAAAGUAAAUCUGUACAGCAGAUAUAGAUCAUCUCCAUCAGGGGUGUCAAACUCAUUUUAGCUCAGGGGCCGCAUGGAGGAAAAUCUGUGCACACGCGGUCCCGACUAUUAAAAUCAUGGCAUUAAAACUAAAAAAUAAAGACAACUUCAGAUUGUUUUCUUGGUCUUACUUUGGCCAAAAAUAGAACAAACACAUUCUGAAAAUAUUACAAUAAAAAUAUAGAAAAAAAUGCUGGCAGCGGUAAAGUUUAGAUCCAUGAAGGAAAGAAGAAAGUGAAUGAAUGUUUAUAACUGAACACAUUUACAUAUGCAUAAAAAUGUGUUUUCUUUAGUAUAAUUUUUUUAAUGAACUAAGUAACGUUUCCAAAACACAAUAUAGAAUGUGAGAUAUAACAGGAUAAUGCUACAUUUAUCCUUUGUUUUCAAAACCGUUACAAAAAAGUGGGACCCCAAAAAUUUACUGUGGCACCCCAUUUUGAUGACUUGAUGGGGUCCCUACCGCCAACACUGAUGGAGUAUUGGUGCGUGCAAAACAACAGCAGCAGGCGGCUGUGGCCUGCGGGCCGGUUCUAAUACUAAUCAAAUAUCAUCCCGGGGGCCAUAGAUAAUUCAUUCGCGGGCCUUGACUUUGACAUCCCUGAUCUACAUCAACAAUAUGAUUUGUCAGAGUGGCUGGGCAGGUUGUUUUUUUAACUUUUGGAUUUUUUUUUAAUCAAUUAACAAUUGUUACAAGUAAGAUUUGUGAUUCAUCCGAACAUCGGGUGUUGUACUUCCUGCCAAGUUAGACCCUUAUCAAGGCAAAAAUCAGUGCUGCACCUUUUCGCUGGAAUUUUGUGAAAACACGCUGUGUUUUUUUCUUCAAAGUUUUCGAGCAUGGAGAUGAGACUUUUAGACAUGCGUGUGUUUUUAUUUAUGACGGGGAAACGACGUCAUCAGUGACUCGUUGGCCUUCAACGAUUCUGAAGUCAUGCAACCUCCGAGUAUGCAUGUGUAAAUGUCGUAACACCAAAACUGAAGAUACUUUUUUUUCCACGUCAAGAUGUGCAACACUUCACAAACACAUUACGUGUUAACGUGGGAAGAAAAGCCUGACUUGUGUUUUGCCACAGUGAAAUGUCAGAAUUUGAACACACUUCAAAACACUGUUCUGCCCACAAAAAAAGGUGUAACUUGGUCAAAAGUCGGGAUGUUGGGUACGGUAACAAAGAUGGCGCAUGUUGGGAUCUCAAAUACACACAUGCCAAAUGUGAAUGUGAUACAAAGGAAAACUUGACCAGAAUGGUGAAUGUCACAACUUGGUCAAGCUUGAAGACGCUUGUCGUCGUCUCAUGUGGAGAUCUUAAAUGAAACACUGGCACAAACAUGAAUCUACACACCACCAGUCUCACGCUCACAAAAGUCGUGACUAAAACUAAGAAACACUAUUGUCAGUUUUCUUUAUGGCGACGCAUGCCCAUGUUCUUACAAUUCACGUUUGUGUUUGUCAGUGAAACACUUCAGUAUUUUCCUAAAGUUGUAGCACUGUUUAUAAAUGUGUAAAUAAACAAAGGCUUCCCGAUUUGUGUUCAUAUUUUGGUUUUGUUGUAUUUAUUUGUUUAAAUCAUUCAGUCUAUACAGUAUGUAGCUGUGCACUCAUGAUUAGCCAAUAAUUUAUUAAUGUUUAAUUGAAAUAUCAUCUGUAUAUUUUUAUCACCACCCUUACACGCACUUGAAGUAAACCUGGAGCGCUUGUUUUUUUUUUUUGUUGGAAAUGUUAAAUGACGUUACAAUUGCAUUGUAUUUGUUGUUUUGUAAUUUUUGUUUUUGACUGUUACUGUUAGGGUUACACAGUAUGUCCCGUGAAAACUGUUACUUAUUGUAUGCUUUCGCCCAUUGCAUUGUUCAAAACAUUUGACUGCUUUUGGAAUAAAAGCUGAUUUUCAAACA